ACUCGAUUUGCCGAGAGGAAACCAGUCAAUGGGAGGGCUGCAUUUUUACAGCAGGCGGGAUAUCAAAGUCUUGAAGAAUAACUCAUUGAUCAGUCUCCAACAAGGCAUAGAGUUGGUCGUGUAAACCAUUGCAAAGAAGUUAUUUGGGGGAAAACGUGCGUGCUAUUCCUUAAACGACAAUUUCUUAUUUUCACUUGAACGAACAAACAGGGCAGCUGCAAUGUGGAUUCAAGUGCGCACAAUGGAUGGGAAGGAAACCCAUCGAGUGGAUUCCCUGUCCAAACUUACCAAGGUGGACGAGCUGCGUCUCAAAAUCAUGGAGCUCUUCAAGGUCGAGCCGGAGAGGCAGCGGCUGUUCUAUCGCGGCAAGCAGAUGGAGGAUGGCCAUACCAUAUUCGACUACAAUGUGGGACUAAACGACAUAGUGCAACUGCUUGUUAGGCAGAAGAUGCCCCCAGCUGUUGUUGUCAAAAGCAAGGACAAAGAAGCUGAGCUCUCUGACUCUGACUCUGGCUGUGGCUCAACCCAGAGCGAGUCUGACAAGAGUUCCACUCACGGUGAGGUAGAGGGUCAAACUGCCGGCACCUCUGGCCAGACAAACACCCCGGAGCUCAUCGAUCCAGGGUUCGGAUUUUACAAGAUCAAUGAGCUGGUGGAUGCAAGGGACUUGAACAUGGGCGCAUGGUUUGAGGCCCAGAUUCUGAAUGUUACGAAGACAACAAAGACGCCUAAAGAGGAGGCGGCGGAGGCACAACCAGACGAGGAAGAGAUACUGUACCAUGUUAAAUAUGAAGACUACCCAGAGAAUGGGACGAUUCAGUUGCUGGCCAAGGAUGUUCGUCCGCGGGCCCGUACUGUGUACCAGUGGCACCAGCUGGAACCAGGAAUGAUCGUAAUGGUCAACUACAACCCAGACGACCCCAAGGAGCGUGGCUACUGGUAUGACGCUGAGAUCCAGAGGAAGAGGGAGACGCGCACCCUGCGAGAAAUCUAUGCCAAGAUCAUUCUUGGUGAUGCUGGUGACUCCCUUAAUGACUGCCGGAUCGUGUUCCUUACUGAAAUCUACAAAAUCGAAGAACCUGGUUCUCUGAGUGACAGCCCAGCUGGAUCUGAGAGUCCACUCAAAAGAUCAAAUGGACCUGAGUGCAAGCACUGUAAGGAUGAUCCCAAUAAAACCUGUCGCUGGUGUAACUGCCACAUCUGCGGUAUCAAGCAGGACCCGGACAAACAGUUGCUGUGCGACGAAUGCGACAUGGCCUAUCACACCUACUGCCUGAACCCCCCACUCACCUCCAUCCCUGAAGACGAGGACUGGUAUUGUCCAGGUUGCCGUAAUGACACGAGUGAAGUUGUGUUGGCUGGAGAGAAGCUGAAGGAAAGCAAGAAGAAAGCAAAGAUGGCUUCCGCCAGCUCUUCCAGCCAGAGGGACUGGGGCAAGGGAAUGGCCUGUGUUGGUCGAACCAAGCAGUGCACCAUCGUCCCGUCCAACCACUACGGCCCGAUCCCCGGCAUCCCUGUCGGCUCCUUGUGGAAGUUCAGAGUACAGGUCAGUGAGUCUGGAGUCCACAGGCCACAUGUAGCUGGAAUUCACGGCAGGAGCAAUGAUGGGGCCUACUCUCUGGUCCUGGCUGGAGGUUAUGAAGAUGAUGUGGAUGAUGGUAAUGAGUUCACCUACACCGGCUCUGGAGGGCGAGAUCUGUCUGGAAAUAAGAGGACUGCUGAGCAAUCAUGUGAUCAGACACUUACCCACAUGAACCGGGCACUGGCUCUCAACUGCAACGUCCCUGUCAACGACAAAAACGGAGCGGAGUCCAAGAAUUGGAAGGAAGGCAAAUCGGUUAGAGUUGUGCGCAGCUGCAAGGGUCGCAAGCACAGUAAAUAUUGUCCCGAGGAAGGAAACAGAUAUGAUGGGAUAUAUAAGGUGGUGAAGUACUGGCCAGCCAAAGGCAAGUCUGGCUUCUUGGUCUGGCGGUAUUUGCUGAAGCGUGAUGAUGAUGAGCCGGCACCGUGGACAAGAGAUGGCAAGGAACGCAUCAAGAAGCUUGGUCUCACCAUGCAGUACCCUGCAGGCUAUCAGAAAGAGAAGGAGAACAAAAAUGAAGUGGAGGAGGAGGCGGCAGCGGCGGCGGCAACACCCAGCAAGGCAAAGAGGAAGCGAAAAUCUCAGGGCAGUGAAUCCUCCAAGACCUCACCAGCCAAGACUCCUAAGAAAGUCAAGGUAGAGGUGUACAAGCUUUCCCAGGAGCAGAAAGCCCUUAUCAAGAAUGACAAGCCAAACAAGAAGCUGUGGGACGAGGCCAUGGAGUCGCUGUCACUUGGACCGAAAUUUUUGAACAAGGUUGAAGAAGUUUUCCUCUGCAUUUGCUGCCAAGAAGUGGUCUAUCAGCCCAUCACCACAGAGUGCCAACACAAUGUCUGCAGGGAAUGCCUUCAGCGGUCCUUCAAAGCAGAGGUGUACACCUGCCCGGCCUGCAGACACGACCUGGGCAAAAACUACUCCAUGACUGUCAACAAAUCUCUGCAAGACAUUCUAAAUCUGUUUUUCCCAGGGUACAGCAAUGGGCGAUGAUCAUUGGUUCUGCUGACUCAGCCCUCGGGGAAAACGUGAUGUAAACUGUAAGGGGAAUUUUCAGUAGAGGCAAUAAAGAAUCAGUUUCUCUUAAUAUAUUUUUUAUGAUUAUAAAAACUACAAUUUUUUUUGUGGACUUCAAUGCUACCAUUUUUCACCUUGGAUCUGCCACGAUGUGUAGUUACUGAUGAAUCGAAAAUUCCUUUAUAACUUCCUGUGCCAUUACUCCGUUAAUACCUUCAACCAUGAUUUUACUCCCAGUGUUUUUGUUCUGUUCCAUUAACUAAUGCUAUUGUUCUCAAUGAUGUAAAAUUGUUGUUACUUUUAACCGAAUCCCUCCGUGUUUAGCACUCCUUAAGAGAACGUUAAGUCAAAAGUGGUUAAGCCGUUUACCCAACUUGUUUGGAGAUGCGUUUGUACAAGAUUAUUAUUAGAAUCUGGAUCUAUUGUUAGUUUGGAUGUGGCUGGUUGUCAUUUUGGUGCAGUGUUUUCAAUCUGAUCAGGCUGACGGGAUUUUAAUUGGUUUCCAUUCACAUCUGACCUGGAAGGCUCAGUAUUUCUACUUUUUAUAGAGUCUCCCGCUUGUUUUGUUUGUCUCAGUGUUUGGAAACACUAUGCUGCUUGAUUUGCUGUUAAGAAAUCAGUUGACAAACCAGACAAAAAUAGAAAAAACAGUCAAGCUAAUGUCAUCCUGACAGAUACCAAAUGUGACACUUGUUUUGUCCUGCCAUGAUCAAAUGAUUGAAAUUGCAUUAACAUGACAAGUGAACAAAGCCCUUUUUUGAGGAUGGAAGCUCUCUGAUUCUAAAGCUGUUUCAUAAAAUGUAGAUGAGACCUAAUAUACAAGCACAAACUGAACCAGCUAAAGUGUUUUUUUUUUUUUUUUUUUCUCUCCCCCCUCUUUUCUCUCUGCACUUCACCAGUCUCAAGAAGUGUCUUGUUGGGAAAACUGUGUCAUCAAACUUGCUGGGAUUUUCUACCUUGUGUAUUGUUUGCCUAUAUAUUUUUAUACAGUGAUUUCUCUAUUUGUAUAUGAAGUUUCUGAAAGUUGGUUUAAAAGUUGCUAUGAAUUUGAUAAAACCUUUAAAAGCCCAUUUUAAAAAGCCACUUUGUUCUGUGGCAGAUUUGGAUUUCCCCAGUUUUGAAAAGGAUCACUUCGAUAAAGUCCAAAGAAACCCAAGUGCUAAACAAAGAGUGUAAUAUAGAACUCCCAUCUAUCUAGCUCUUUAGAUUUUGUCCCUGACACUUAAACCUAAUUGAGUCUAGAAACUUUUUUUUUUUUUGCUAAAAUUAAAAUGUGUACUUUUUCAUCUUUUAUAAUCUAAUACUGCCAUCUGUGGGAGGGGGCUGUUGAGUCAGAUUUUUGUGUCUCCUGUGGUCACUUGUGUUACCUGACCUCAUUUAAAAUAAAACAAAACAAAACAAAAAAAAAAA
Molecule: messenger RNA, 4003 nt
Organism: Xiphias gladius (swordfish)
Lineage: Eukaryota; Metazoa; Chordata; Actinopteri; Istiophoriformes; Xiphiidae
Gene: uhrf1
Product: ubiquitin-like with PHD and ring finger domains 1
Exons: 17
Coding region: 221-2569 (782 amino acids)
Biological process (GO): negative regulation of gene expression via chromosomal CpG island methylation
Molecular function (GO): protein binding; ubiquitin protein ligase activity
Source: RefSeq, a predicted model, not a curated record